AUGAUAUUGAUGGCCAACAGUACAGACGAUAUUAGUUUUAAUCCGACGACAAUCAGUCGGCCGAGUACCAAUCCUUUACCUCAUCGUGAACUUCUUCUUCCAAAAAAAUUAACGACUAAGCUGGGUGGUCCUAAAACAGCGCAAGACAGUAGUCUUUCAUCGGAUUCGAAUAGUAUCUAUCGGCAAGGUUCAGCUGAAUCCAAUUAUAGUCAACAAUCAUCGGAAAGUUUAGAUGGUGAUACAGCUGAAAGAGAACGUGAACCGACAACAACUGCUUCUGCAACUGGCCUAUCGUCGGCAAAACCUCGUGAUCAAACGCGUUCGGCAACAGAUGCGCUCGAACGUUGUAAAACCAAACCAGUUGCUUUUGCCGUUCGAACAAAUAUCGAAUAUACUCCAUCACCUGAUGAUCUAUGUCCGAUUGCCAAAGGAGCAAUCGCUUUUCCGGCAAAAGAAUUUCUCCACAUAAAAGAUAAAUUCAAUAAUGAUUGGUGGAUUGGACGAUUAGUAAAAGUUGAUGCACCGCUUGGUUUCAUACCAAGUCCAGCUAAAUUGGAAACUAUUCGUAUACAGUCGACUCGAAAGAAUAAAAACCAACCACAAUCAUUAGCCAAUAUGACGUCACGUGUGAAAGCAUCGACACAAAGUCUCGAUAUUAUUGAUCAGAAUAUUCCAGGGUUUGGUGACGAUACACUAGGAAAUGAAGGUGAUGGUGAUAGUCUUGGAAAAUCAAAAUUGAACCUCAAUGUUAAUAAAGAUAAAAAGAAGCCUUUUUUCAAAAAGGCUGCAAACAUUACCCCGUAUGAUGUUGUACCUAAUAUGCGUCCCGUUGUACUUGUUGGUCCGUCUUUAAAAGGCUAUGAUGUAACUGAUAUGAUGCAAAAAGCUGUGUUUGACUAUCUAAAACAUCGUUACGAAGGUCGAAUUAUCAUCACGCGUGUGACUGCGGAUAUUUCGCUUGCCAAACGUGGUCUUCUAAACAAUCCAUCGAAAAUCGCACUGAUCGAACGCGGUGCACCAUCGGGUACUACUGGCAGCUCGUCGGGAGUCUCUUCUAGUAUGUCAAGUCCGAUGGGUACUACGAGGUCAACUGGUAUUAAAGAAGUUCAUGAUGAAAUCGAACGUAUAUUUGAACUAGCACGAAGUUUACAACUAGUGGUACUUGAUUGUGAUACGAUUAAUCAUCCCGCUCAAUUACAGAAAACAUCGCUUGCACCAAUUAUAGUCUAUUUAAAAGUUUCAUCACCGAAAGUCCUACAAAAAUUGAUUAAAUCGCGAGGAAAGAGUCAACAUCGAAAUCUCAAUGUUCAAUUAGUUGCCGCAGAUAAACUAACGCAAUGUUCACCAGACAUGUUUGAUUUAGUCUUGGAACAAAACCAAUUGGAAGAUGCUUGUAAUAGCUUGUCGAACUUUUUGGAUAUCUAUUGGAAUGCCACGCAUCCGAAAUUAGAUGAUAGGAACGAUUUCGCCCAGGAUACAACACAUCUACCCCCACGUCCAGCUGCUAGUUUAGUCGCUCAUCUACCACAAAUGAAUCCGCUCGGUUCACCAUCUGUUGUGACAACGACUACAACUAAUCGUCUUCUUCCCUCAUCACCACUCGUUAAUGAUAUCACACAAUCACACUUAUUACCUCAACGAACACCAUCACAACUAUCCGCUAAUCGAUACGGCGCUGGAGGCAUGACUGGUGGUGGACUUUCACAACGUCGACCAUCAACUUCAGUAACUCCUGAUUACUAUCGACAGGCACCGCCACCAUUGCCAAUGCCACCUGCGCCUGGAUACGAUGACGAACGGUUUGCCCAUUAUGAAAUGGCCAAUUUUCGAUAG
Molecule: messenger RNA, 1833 nt
Organism: Adineta ricciae
Lineage: Eukaryota; Metazoa; Rotifera; Eurotatoria; Adinetida; Adinetidae
Source: the annotation of a GenBank genome assembly